Acaulospora morrowiae is the source of this 951-nucleotide messenger RNA. The record is from the annotation of a GenBank genome assembly. Lineage: Eukaryota; Fungi; Glomeromycota; Glomeromycetes; Diversisporales; Acaulosporaceae.
AUGGCACUUAAGAUGUCCGAGAAUUUGACUAUGACCGAAACUGACAAUUUUUCCCUCUUGUAUCAAAAUUUCGAGAAUCAGUUCAUGGAAUUGUUGAGAAUGAAUCCGUUUACCUUGUUCUUGCAGAAACAGGCCAUGGAAAUCGAUCGUCUGAAUAAACAAUUAAGGGACAUGGAAUUCAAAUUUGAAUCUUGCAUCAACUAUACCGACCUCGAACAACUUAAAUCCAAGAUCGGCGAAAUUGAAAUUGACUUUCAACGUAAACAAAAGGAAUCCGAAUCGUUAAAAUCUGAAGUCAGAUAUCUAAAACAAGAAAACAAAGAUCUGAAGAAUCAAAUAUCGCGCAUGACAAAGGAUCUUAAUCAUUUGCAGACUUCGGCCAAGGAGUUUGAUGAGGUGAAGGAAAGAGUCGUCGAAAUUGAGACACAGGUUCAACAAAACGUUGAAGACAACAUUGCCAUCGAGAUUAGGGUGAAUAAGUUGGAGAGGGCUCAGUUGAUCAGGGACGUGGCAUCAGCAAAGAAUGAGAAGAUUAAGUUGAGGCAGUAUUCGGGCGAUUCGAAGUUCAAAAAGAUUUCUCAAAUUCACGAAAAAUACAAAUCCCCUUUGACCUCGGAAUUACGAGAGAGGAUCCUAAAAUCUAUAGAUCUGGAUCCAUCGUACACCCAAAAGAAUUUACUACCCGCCUAUAACUUCUUUCACGCUUUGAAACAGUUUAGCGAUAGAUUUUUACAGGGCGAAGAUCUGAACGAAAGUUCAUCGUUGGCCACGUAUUUGUGUGAUCCGACGUUAAAUUUCUGGCCUGAGAUCGUGUCCGAAAAACUGGUAAAAAAUUUAUUCCCGGACUCCCUGAUGGUCAAGCAUACAUUUGCCGCUUAUGACUUCAUCAUUGAGCAAGCCUCGAAGUAUCACGAGUUCGCUGAGAACAAUAAGAAAAUCCUUGAAAGCUAA